Cydia strobilella is the source of this 2683-nucleotide messenger RNA. It is a transcript of the gene mRpL54, whose product is annotated as large ribosomal subunit protein mL54. The record is from RefSeq and is a predicted model, not a curated record. The transcript has 3 exons. Gene Ontology annotation, molecular function: structural constituent of ribosome. Gene Ontology annotation, cellular component: mitochondrial large ribosomal subunit. Lineage: Eukaryota; Metazoa; Arthropoda; Insecta; Lepidoptera; Tortricidae. Bases 79 to 504 code for a protein of 141 amino acids.
UUCUAACCUCAACCUUACUAACCCUGCGAAACCUAUUUAUUAUUCGUAUUUAUAAAUAAAAUUAAUUGGACAUUAGUGAUGUACCGCGUCCUAUAUAGGCGACUGCUGACAGUGCCACUUACGGUGGACGUGCGCGCUAUCCACAGCUCAGCACCGUUGUUUGCCGCUGUCAAGAAAACAACAUCCGCCGCUGGAGGAGUAAUGGGGUUAGGCAAAGGCAAAAAGAAGCUAGGCAAGCUGGGUACCAUGGAGAAGCGUGAACUGCCAGUAGAGACCGACCCACAGAAGCUAGUCACUCAAGUGUGUGGCGCCAAUAUCUAUACCACAGGAGAAGACCCCAAGCUGGGCCCAGACAGCGAGUACCCCGACUGGCUCUGGGAGCUGCACACGGACCCCGCGCCGCCGCUGGAGUCGCUGGAUCCCGACACGAAGGCCUACUGGCUGCGCGUGCGCGCCGCAGGCAUGCGCCGCAAUAACAAGCUACGGUCGCUGCGCAAGUUUUAGAUUUUAUAAUUGCCUUUGUCUCUGGAAUGUCUCGUUUAAUUUAAAUGUUGCUUUUUUUAUGAAAUGAUGUUGUAUGCAGUGUACGGCAACAGGAGGCCAAAUUUUUAUGGUGUUAUUUUCAUAGUUAAUAUCACAUUUCAACAAAGUGAAGGUGCACAGAAAUUUUAACGAAAGUAGUCAAGGUUUAGAGAGCAGUGCCUUUGUGUUGAAAUUUUUUACCUCUUGGACAGUGUUCGAGGAAAUGUAUUUCAUAGUUAAAUUAAAAGAGAUAUUAGAAGUGGUUUCCUGUGUGGUUCAUUGAGAAAAUUCAGAAUAAAUGAGGAUGGCUAGUUUUUAAGUAGGAAGUGUAAAUAAAAUGUUAGUUUUUACAUGUAGUCUUUUUCUUCCAGACUCUUUUCCGAGAAUACGUAUAGCUCUAAAGCUCUAAUCUUAGAAGUUUAUGCUAGAAGAAGCAUAGGUACCUACAUUUUACUUACUAACUUUUGCCCGAAACCUCCUCGUCUGCGUGGAAUGACGAUGAUGACGAUUGAUAACAAGUAACUGUCAAUUUUAUUUGUGACACACUUUUAUUGCUGACUGUACUCCUUCUCAUUUGCAUGUCUAUCGAGUACUUCUAAUGAGCCAAUGAGUAAGACCUUUCUAAUGAGCCUAAACUUGAUGUGUUUGUGUUUUUCCAUCGAGGAGUUCCUUUGGCUAUCUACCGGCUGCAUCAUAAGAACACCUCCAUGUUAGCAUAUUAUUGCAUUGUCCCCGGAAUUACGAUAGUACUCGAAAUUUCAACUGAAUCAGAUACCGGGAAGUGGUUUAAAUUUUAGUUACAAGAUUUGAAGCACUGUAUAUAUAUGUAUACAAAGGUAGGUAGGUAUAUACGCAGUGAAGCUAAAUAAAAGUGUGUAAAAAAACUAAUUAUAGGACCAUGUAAUAGCAAAUAUUACAAAACUAAAUUACUAUUAAUAAUAAUCAAAUCAUCCCGAUAUACUCCUAUUUCUUAGCAAAGUAGUUUGUCACAUCGAGUUAAAUUAAUUGACUUGAAUAUUCUUGCAUAAUAAAAUACCAUAUUGUAAUUUGUUUGCAUUCUGCUACAUACCUAAAGAAAUACACUAUUGACUAGGUAUAGCAUAUCACAUCGCCGGCGCGCACGCCUGCACCUAUAGAUUUUUCGUUUGUUGUUGAGAAUUUUUGUUUAGUGAACAUAAGUGCAAUUUAUGGUAACAAAAAAAUUACCAUGUUUUAUUAUUGAUUUCACCUACGACUCCUGUAAUGACUCUGAUUUGUAAUAAAUAAAAAAAAUUUGAAUAGUGUUUUUUGAAACUUUCAAAAUUUCUCGAGAUACUCGAGAAAUCCUGGUCGAUAAUUCCCGUGCCCCUAGAAAUAAAAACCGGCCAAGUGCGAGUCGGAUUCGCGUUCCAAGGGUUCCGUACAUUACACAAUUUAAACAAUGUAUUUUUUAUGUGAAACGUGCUUGAAACGUGAGUGAAAUGACUAAAAAACCCGUAGGGGUCGGAUCAAAAACUAUGUAAUUAAGUCCGACUCACGCUUGACUGCACAUUUCUAAUAGGUUUUCCUGUAAUCUAUAGAUAAAGAUCUAUUUUGUGUAUUUUUUUCAAAAUUUUAGACCCAGUAGUUCCGGAGAUAAAGGGGGGGGAAUGGUCAUUUUUUGCCUAUUUUCUUGAAUAACUUCUAAACUGUUUAUCCUAAAAUUAUAAAAAAUAUAUAUUUGAGAUUCUCACAAUGAGCUCUUUCAUUUGAUAUGUAACACGACACGAUAUAGUUUGAAAAACUUUAUAUUUUUAUUUUCUCAUUUACCCCCCGAAAGUGGCUCCCGUGUUUAUAAUUCAUUUGUUUACGUUCCAUGUCCGUCUUUGGGUCACAAACUUACAUAUGUAUACCAAAUUUCAACUUAAUUGGUCCAAUAGUUUCGGAGAAAAUAGGCUGUGACAGACGGACAGACAGACAGACGCACGAGUGAUCCUAUAAGGGUUCCGUUUUUUCCUUAUGAGGUACGGAACCCUAAAAAGGUCGAGAAACCAGAAACCCUAGUAGGUACGCUUAGGUGUUUUGGAGGGACACAGAGUUCAUGUUGCUGCUUCAAUGCAAUAAAAAAUUGGAUAUUAAAUCGUAAACAUUGUAUUUAAACUUUUGAACAUUUUCGUCACAACAAUAUUUUAUAAAACACACA